Molecule: messenger RNA, 672 nt
Organism: Triplophysa rosa
Lineage: Eukaryota; Metazoa; Chordata; Actinopteri; Cypriniformes; Nemacheilidae
Product: small EDRK-rich factor 2-like
Exons: 3
Coding region: 128-310 (60 amino acids)
Source: RefSeq, a predicted model, not a curated record
UGCAUCACUUCCGGCCGUAGCUGCAUCCCUUCUAGCCACAACGGAGUGAUAGCGCCAGCCAUCAUCAUAAGUGCACGGGUUAACGCCUGGUUGAGCUUUGCGCUCUGGCGACAACGAAAGAGGAAUCAUGACGAGGGGAAAUCAGCGUGAACUUGCUCGUCAGAAGAAUGCAAAGAAGCAGUCUGAACACGGCAAAGGAAAAAAAAGUGAAGACGGCCUCUCUUCAGCUGCACGUAAGCAAAGAGAUGCUGAAAUCAUGCAACAAAAGCAAAAAAAGGCAAACGAGAAGGGGGAUCCUAAGGCUAAAUAACCAGAGGAGGACAUUGUGACCAACAUGCCAUUUUGACCAACAUGGCCUGAUAGUCUUUUGGUCAUGAGAAAUUAUAUUUCGUGGUGUAGAUUUGUAGACCUGGACCUGGAUUCUCUAAUGUUUCACCUCAAAGUCUAUAAUGUGUUGAAAAGGGCAUAUCACAAUACAGUGCAUAAGAAUUUUUUGUUGUUUUUUCUGUUUAUACGUGGAGAAAAAUUACAAAUAAUCAGAACAAGCCCAAAUAAAUGUCACUUUCAAAACAUCUGGACUGGCAUUGCUAUCUCAUACUUUUUAAGUGCCCUUCUUGAUAAAAUGUACAUUUUAAUUCCCACCUUGUAAUUAAAAGUCAUCUCUAAAAUGCG